Toxotes jaculatrix (banded archerfish) is the source of this 3836-nucleotide messenger RNA. RefSeq names its product cytochrome P450 2G1-like. The transcript is spliced from 9 exons. The record is from RefSeq and is a predicted model, not a curated record. Gene Ontology annotation, biological process: xenobiotic metabolic process. Gene Ontology annotation, molecular function: heme binding; oxidoreductase activity, acting on paired donors, with incorporation or reduction of molecular oxygen, reduced flavin or flavoprotein as one donor, and incorporation of one atom of oxygen; iron ion binding. Bases 172 to 1653 code for a protein of 493 amino acids. Lineage: Eukaryota; Metazoa; Chordata; Actinopteri; Toxotidae. Gene Ontology annotation, cellular component: intracellular membrane-bounded organelle; cytoplasm.
ACUCUGGGUAACAUCUCUUUCCUCCUCUGCUCAUGAAAGUCCGGAAAAGGGUUGGCCGGCGGUCCAGCAGCAGUUACUGCUGUGUUUUACUUGCGCAAUCACCUAAUCUCCGAAAAGACUUGGACUUUUAUCCAGUUGCAGCGAACAAACCGUGAUAUAUUUUUGUGUAUUAUGGAGUUCUCUGUCUGUGGCACGCUGGUUUUGGCGGGGCUCGUCAUUUCUUUGCUAUGGCUGUUACGCCUGAAGAGACGCAGCCAGAUUUGUUUACCUCCAGGACCCUCCGGCCUGCCUGUCAUAGGAAAUCUGCUCCAGCUGGAUAAAAGAGCUCCGUUCAAGACUCUGCUAAAGCUCAGUGAACACUAUGGCCCCGUGAUGACCGUGUACCUGGGCCCUAAGCGCACUGUGGUUCUGGUGGGGUAUGAUGCUGUGAAGGAGGCACUGGUGGACCAAGCAGAUGACUUCACUGGCAGAGGACCUCUUCCUUUCCUGAUUAGAGCCACCAAGGGCUAUGGGUUGGGGAUCAGUAAUGGAGAACGCUGGCGGCAGUUGCGACGUUUCACCCUCACAACCCUGAAAGACUUUGGAAUGGGACGCAAGGGGAUGGAAGAGUGGAUACAGGAGGAAAGCAAGCAUCUGGUGGCCCGCAUAAACAACACCAACGCCGAACCUUUUGAUCCAACGUACUUCAUGAGCUGCACCGUGUCCAAUGUGAUCUGCUGCUUGGUGUUUGGUCAGCGCUUCAGCUAUGAUGAUGGUCACUUCCUCCAUCUUCUGCAGACAAUCUCAGAAGCCAUGAAAUUCGGCAGCAGUCCAUGGGGUCAGCUGUACAACAUCUUCCCUGGACUGAUGGAACGGCUGCCAGGUCACCAGCACAAAAUCUUUGCCCGUAUUGAAGAGCUGAGAGAGUUUAUUAUGAAAAAGAUCCAGGAACAUGAGGACACGCUGGACCCCAGCUCACCGCGAGAUUACAUCGACUGCUUCCUCGUUAGACUCAGUCAGGAAAAGGGCAUUCCCACAACUGAGUUUCACUAUGAGAACUUGCUGUCGACGGUGUUGAAUCUGUACCUGGCAGGAACAGAAACCACCAGCUCAACUCUCAGAUUUGCACUAAGUGUAUUGAUCAGAUACCCCAAAAUACAGGAGACUAUGCAGCAGGAGAUUGACACUGUGAUUGGACAGGAGCGUUGUCCUAAUAUGGAGGACAGGAAGUCCCUCCCCUAUACAGAUGCGGUUCUCCAUGAAAUUCAGCGUUUAAUGGAUAUUGUUCCCAUGAGCAUCCCUCACUACGCCCUCCAGGACAUCUCUUUCAGGGGUUACACAAUUCCCAAGGACACAAUGAUUAUUCCACUGUUGCACUCUGUGCUGAAGGAGGAAAAACAGUGGGCAACCCCCUGGUCCUUCAACCCCCAACACUUCCUGGACCAAAAUGGCAAUUUUAAGAAAAAUCCAGCAUUUAUGCCAUUUUCUGCAGGAAAGAGAUCUUGUGUCGGAGAGUCCCUCGCUCGCAUGGAGAUUUUCCUCUUCAUGGUGUCACUUCUGCAACAUUUCACAUUUUCUUGCCCUGGAGGACCUGACAGUGUGGACCUCAGUCCUGAGUACAGUAGCUUUGCCAAUGUGCCUCGGAGGUACAAGAUCAUCGCCACACCCCAGUAGUAAUGAUUUUUUUUUUACAGAAUAUUCCUGCGUUUUCAGCCUUUCAUCUGACCGUCAAUCACUGAAAAGUCAAUCAUAUCAUACCAGUGGACCUUAUUUCAUUGACAGACGUCACGACUGGUUUCCUCUGACGUUUUCUGCAUGACUUCAUGUUUAUACAUACUUUAAUGUUUCAGUGCAUCAUUUUAGCUGCAGUAUAUUACACUAAACACUACACAGUUUUAACUAAGGCUUAAAGUUUUUUUUUUUUUUUUUUUACCAAAUGUUAAAAAGGUUUACCAAAGAUUUAAAAAAAGACUCUUCAUACUUAAUCUUUAAUGUCUAAAAGUUAUUUUUUCUCACUUGUUGAAUUUAAUUAUGCCCCCAGAACACACACUGCACACAAAGUUUAUCUACGUGAAAUCUUCCCCUUUUGUAGAAGGUUGUGUAAUAUCAUCAGCUGCUUUGUGUUGAUAUCUGUGAUCUUAUUAAUGUAACUGGAAUCUGAGUUGAUUUAAGUGUGUUUGGGGGCAUUUCCUCACUUGACAGUAUAUAAUUUUACUGGGGUAAAUUGUGUAGUUUAGUUUAUUGAUAAACAAGAUAUAUGUAUUGUUUUAUCCAAAUUUCAAAUCAGCCAUCUUGUGUUCAGCUGUAGGGCCUUAACACUGGAGUAAGACCUGCUGGUUUACAGCCCUGCAGCGAUGUAUAACAAGGAGUUACAGUAAUUUGAUAAGUUCAUUGUCAGGUGAUCGGUCAAGCAGUGUGUGUGUCAGGCUGUCGGUGUGUAGAUGCAUGUUCCAGUGUAUCAUUGUCUGAGCAACAGAGUGAAUGUCCAUGUCAGACUUUGGGGACUGCUGUCAAAGACUAAGGCUGCAAUAUGUUAAGAACACAUCAAAUUACUCAGAGUAUCAGCUGUCAUGGCAGGUCUUAUUAAACCUUAAUAAGACUCAGUCAGGCAGAUCAGUAUACAGCAUCAUAUAUUGUACCGCAUUAUAUAUUCAGCACUUCUCUUGGUUUUCUAUUCAAAAUUUACAACAUGUUUACUGAACCUAAAGCUAAAUUCAUCUAUUCAGUAUAUACUUUUAUAAUAAAAUAUAGCAGAAAAUAAAUGCUAUUGAAAUGCUUUUUUGUUUUUUCUCAGGGAGAAUUUUGUGUCUUUAAUUGAUAGCAACAAUAGGACUGGAAACAGACCAGGAGAAAGACAUGCAGCAAAUGGUCUGGUAGGCCAGGAGUCAAACCAGAGACUUGCUGCUCAGAGCGUUUGCGUCCAUGUGAAAUGUGCCCAAACCACCCUGCUAUCAGGUCGCCCUGAAAUGGUGUUUUUUUGACCAACUUGUUACAUAGAUUAAGCCUAAUAUGCAGUACAUGCAGUAUUUGAGCUUAACAAGUAGAUGGUUCAAGCAAAGCCUGAGCCAGAACUAAAUAUAUGCUUUAUCAAAGAGGAAGGUUUUUAGCCUACUCUUAAACAUAGAGAGGGUGUCUGCCUCCCAGACCCAAACUGGUAAAUGGUUCUACAGAAGAGGAGCUUGAUAACUGAAGCCACCAGUUGGACUUUUGGAGACUCUAGAAACCACUAGUAGGCCUGCAUUCUGGGAGCGCAUGUCAUGUUCAAAGGCAUCAACAACAUCAAAAAACAUCAACAUCAAAUGCACAUGAAGGGCUACAAUGUAAUCCCAAAGGAGAGAACAUGCUCAUCGUGUCUUUCCUCCUUCACUCUUGGCACAAUAGAGAACAACUAUUGUUUGUACUUUCCAUCCUGUGCAUGAAGGUAGCACACACAGCAGGCUGCACAGAGAGAUUUGUUAAUACUAACUACUGAGUGAGUACCUCCAGUGUAUUUCAGAGACCCCUGUUUGAUCUGGAAGCUGCUUUGGUUCUUUAUGUAAAGCCACUGCCCUCUAAUGUUCUGUAAUGAAAGCACAGCAACAUACACUCUUAGCUGUAACCCCCUGUGGUGAAACACACUUGUUAUUUUUAGUGAUGUUCAAAAGAAAAAAUUUUUACGCUAGCCAAAUAUUUCAAACUGCUCAUCUCUGUCUGAGAUUGAGCACUGGAUUGGAAAGACCAAGACUGAAAACACACUUCCCAAGAUAAAAUCUGCUGCCAGUUGCUGUGCUUCCACUGUGUUUUGAGGAGCACUCUAGUUUGAUAGCAUGCUUGCUUGAGAGGUUUUUUAAAGUUUGCCCAGCAGUGUGUGGAUGAUA